Molecule: messenger RNA, 1230 nt
Organism: Penicillium cosmopolitanum
Lineage: Eukaryota; Fungi; Ascomycota; Eurotiomycetes; Eurotiales; Aspergillaceae
Exons: 4
Coding region: 1-1230 (409 amino acids)
Biological process (GO): metal ion transport; transmembrane transport
Cellular component (GO): membrane
Molecular function (GO): metal ion transmembrane transporter activity
Source: RefSeq, a predicted model, not a curated record
AUGCAACAAAAGCAAAACACAAUGCGCCAAGCAAAAGCAUCUAAGCUACGAUCCCCAGACUUGAAAAAAACCUGUACGCGCGAUGAGCUACUCAUGGAGGCCUAUCUUUCUACCUCGGCGACGUCGCUGCAUCCACGUCAAACCUUGGAUCAAUAUUUUUACCCCCACACCAACACCGAAAGGCGUGACCAGGACCAAAUCGUCUAUCGGUAUCAGAUGAGGGGCCCUGGCCGGAAACUAUCACCAGACAAGGAGCCCAAACUCAUCAUGGUGGAUCGCCUGUGGAUGUGGAUUCUCCAGGGGGGGGGGUCUCAUUUUAAUUUCUUGCGAAUUGACUUUGCGUAUGAUUUCGCGGAAAAUAUCACCGAGAGAUGCUUGACCGUCUUUGAUAACCAGCAACUUGAAGAUACCGAGUAUCAGUUUUUCGAUAUGUUCAAGUCAUUUAUCAACCUAGCUAAAAAGAAUCAACACAAGCCAAGUUCGUUGUCUCGGAUUCAGUCACUUUCUGACCGUGAUGUUUUCAAGGAUAACUUGAACAUUAAUGAGGAGAACAAUCCAGUAUUAUCGCAGAACUCUCCCCAAUUUGUAGAUCGGAUACUCGAUAUUGGCGAGGAGGCCGACAUGCUCGCGGAAGUCAAAGACAUCCGUGAUGAAUUGGAUAUAAUUCGCCACCUUCUAGAACAACAAUCCCAGAUCGUAUCCCUGUUCCAACAAAAAGUCAAGUCAAUCAAUCAGAGUUCACCGCGCACCGCCUCCAAUAAAUUCCUUGAAAAUCCUCAGCUUAUGAUCGAACUACGGCUGCAGCAUAUCAAUCGCAUGGAUCGACAGGCAGAAAGGGUCUAUCAUUCAAUGGUACACCUGCUAGAUUUAAAACAGAAGCAAGCAAAUGCAUUCGAAGCACGAUUUGCCCGAGACCAAGCUGAGAGCACGGCUCUGCAAGGCAAGAUCCUCAUGGUUUUUACCAUGGUCACAAUUGUCUUCUUACCCCUGUCAUUCUUGACGUCAUUUUUUGGGAUCAAUAUGCGGGAAUUUUCGGACUUGAGUCUUGCCUUUCUCUCCAAAUGGACUUUUGAAACUAAAUUUGCGAUUUCAAUUCCUCUAAUUCUCGUUGCAAUAUCGGUGGAUAAUAUUGGGUAUUUCUUCAGUGAGGCUGCAGACUUUUUUUUUCCGUUGAGGGAGGUGGACUUCAUGGGCAAGGUGGACUACCGGUCGAGCUUGCUUCCUAUCUAA